AUGCCUCCUGUCACAGCGAUAGAUUUCCUUGAAAACCAGCUAAAGCUAGAAAAAGAGGCUAGAGAAACCCUUCCUUAUGAACCUGACAAGUGCACUUACCCCCAGCCCCUCAGACAACUUGUCUUUACAUGUCUCACUUGUCUGAGAGCCAACAACAAUACACCUAUUGGUGUUUGUUACCUGUGUCUGAUUCAGUGCCACAGCACCCAUGAGUUGGUCGAGUUACUCCCGAAACGGUCGUUUGUGUGUGACUGUGGAACGACCAGAAUGAAGAACGGCCAUGCCUGUGAGUUGAGAAUGAGACAGGCUAAGGAGGAUGCAAAGAAUCACAAUCCUGGCGUUCUGGGCAAUCAAGGACCAAGUGCUGGUCAGCAUAGUCACCAGAGUAAUCAGAAUAGUGACAGACCUCCGAGCAGGCCACAUCAGCUGCUGAGUCAGGGGAUCCCCAAACUACGAGCUGGUCUCUCGCCUGCUCAUUUCCAUAGCUUAUCUUCACUGCAACUUCCCGCUGAAGAUGUGCCUAGUUCGAGUAACACGUAUAACCACAACUACAAGGGACGUUUUUGCUCAUGUAACGAGUUAUAUAACCCCAUGAGAGAAACAAGAACAAUGCAUCAAUGCUACUUUGGGGAGUUCUGCGGCGAGGACUGGUUCCAUCAAGAUUGCAUCAUGGGAUACAAGCCAGGCAUGUUUAGUCACGACCAACCAGAACCUAGUGAGAAUAAGCUAGCCCUGCUUCCAUCCCCAGGCUUGGAUGCUGAACACGACAGAACCAAUCUGGACCCUGGCUAUCUUGGAGCCAAAAGCAAUGGUUCGGAUAAGCCCAGCACUUCAAAUGAAGCCGAGAAUGAGGUAAGGGAGAAUCAGCAUGACGUGCCUCAAAGUUCACUUCCUGACCAUGCGGACUCUGAUUCGGAAGAAGCCGACGUGAUACCAUACUUCCCUGCUUUGGAUUCUUUUUCUGAGUUUAUCUGUUGGGGUUGUAUCGACGCUUUCAAAGAGGCCUUUGACGAGCUUUCCACCAACUCUAAGAUUGUGGCUGCAAAACUUCCUCAUUUCGAAGGCAUUUGUUCUGCUCACGAAUGGAAAACCCGCUAUGACCAAUAUGUUGAUGGUGAACCACAAUCGAAAAAGACAAAGAAUGGUAAGGAGAACAGGCAACUCUACACACUUUUUCUUCGUGAUGGUUUCAAAGAGGAACUCAUCAAAACAAAGGAAUCUGCUCCUACCGACUCCCCAGUGGGAGCUUUGCUCAGAACAUUUGAUUUCUUGUCCGGAGACGAUGUCGUCUAUUCACCAAAGGAAGACACAGACGUAAGCUCAUCUACAGGCUCGCUUUACGAUAUGGGCACUGAAGCCCUCCAAGCAUUACCCGGGCAACAAGCUAUCGAGGGGUUACAUGCAUAUGGUUUGAUGAAAUCUCGACUUCGAGACUUCUUCCAAGGUUUCGUUGACAAGAAAAAGGUCGUAACCGAGGACGAAGUUCGGGACUUUUUUGAUAAUCUCAAAAACUCUAACUAG
This is a messenger RNA of Candidozyma haemuli, 1521 nucleotides long. RefSeq lists its product as uncharacterized. NCBI's taxonomy places the organism in Eukaryota, Fungi, Ascomycota, Pichiomycetes, Serinales, Metschnikowiaceae. Gene Ontology annotation, cellular component: cytoplasm. The transcript has a single exon. Bases 1 to 1521 code for a protein of 506 amino acids. The record is from RefSeq and is a predicted model, not a curated record. Gene Ontology annotation, molecular function: ubiquitin protein ligase activity; zinc ion binding.